AUGGAGCCUCCUUCUAAGAAGAUGCGGACGCUCAUGGAGCAUGACAGCGAUAGCGACUCUGGCGAUGAGGCCGGUGGUGUUCUCCUCGGCAAGCAGUCCCCAGACGCUGGUUUUAAGAUCAACGAGGACUAUGCUCGUCGAUUCGAGCACAACAAGAAAAGAGAGGAAGUUGCGAGACUGGAAUCCAAGUACGGCAAAUCCUCCAGCCUUGGAAGGCGCCCAGCCGAUGAAGACUCCGACGAUUCCACUUCCGAAGAAGAGGAUGACGACGCCGAGUUGGCCACAGUGGCCCUGGAUGCUGAGAUUUCGGCAACUCUGAAUGCUAUCCGCUCCAAGGACCCCCGUGUCUACGACAAGGAUGUUACAUUUUACACCAAGUUCGACCCUGAGGCAAAUGAUGCCUCCAAGGGACCCAAGGAGAAGUCCAUGAACCUGCGUCAGUACCACACGGAGAACCUCUUGAAGGGGGUUGACCCCGCAGAGGAAGAGACAGCUCCUAGGACCUAUGCGCAAGAGCAGGCCGACUUGAAGAAUGACCUUGUCAAGGAAUUGCAUGGAGCGGCCGAUUCGGACGAAGAGAUGGGAGACGCGGAUGAGUUCUUGGUCCGCAAGCCCGGCCAGGACACAUCAUUGCCCAAGUCCGAGAUCAAGCUCGAUAUCGAGAACGCGGACAAGGACCCCGAGACUUUCCUGUCCAACUUCCUCUCGGCGCGCGCCUGGAUUCCGGCGGAUAAGCCAGAAUUACACCCAUUCGACUCCGAUGAUGAUGAUGAUGUUGAGCGCGCAGAUGCCUUGGAGGAAGCAUACAACUUCCGUUUCGAAGAUCCUAACAAGAUGAACGAGGCUAUUGUUACCCACUCUCGUGAUCUCACCAACAAGCAAUCUGUCCGCCGAGAGGAGAAGAGCUCUCGCAAGAAGAUCCGUGAUGCUGAGCGUCAACAAAAGGAAGAAGAGAAGAAGCACCGCGACACUGAGAAGAACCGUCUUCGCAAGUUGAAGACUGAGGAACUCCAGAAGAAGGUCGAGCAGAUCAAGGAAGUUGCCGGCCUCCGUGCCUCCAAAUUCACUGAUGAUGACUGGUCUCGCUUCUUGGACGGCGCUUUCGAUGGUGCCAACUGGGAGGAGGAGAUGCAAAAGCGAUUCGGCGAAGAGUACUACGACGAGGCAGAGGGCGACAAUGACGAUGACAAGAAGCACAAGCCCAAGAAGCCCACAUGGGACGACGACAUCGAUAUCAACGAUCUCAUCCCCGACUAUGAAGAUGAGACACAGCCCACAGUCGAGGACUCUGACGCCGAGGAAGAGGACGACGAAGCCACCGGCUCCAAAAAGAAGAGUAAGGCCGAGGCUAAGCGUGAACAAAAGCGAGAUGCCCGCAAGGACCGGAUGCGCAUUGAGGAUGCCGUCGAGCGCAACCUUGAUCUCGACAUCACUCUACUCCCCGGAGCCACCAAAAAGAACGCCACCAAGUUCCGUUACCGCGAAACCUCGCCGCAGAGCUUCGGCUUGACAGCCCGGGACAUUCUCAUGGCGGAUGACACUCAGCUCAACAAGUUCGCAGGUCUGAAGAAGCUGGCCUCCUUCCGCGAAGAAGAGCAGAAGCGCCGUGACCAGAAGAGACUGGGCAAGAAGGCCCGUCUCCGCGAGUGGCGCAAGGACACCUUUGGCAAUGAGGAUGGUCCCGAGUUCAAGUUUGGAGGUGAUGUUCAGCCUCGUCAACCUGAGGAGACUGGGGAGGACAAGGUUGAUAUCCGAGAGGGUGAUGGCACAAGGAAGAAGAGAAAGAGAUCUAAGAAGCACUAA
This is a messenger RNA of Penicillium nucicola, 1803 nucleotides long. Its product is annotated as KRI1 family protein. Lineage: Eukaryota; Fungi; Ascomycota; Eurotiomycetes; Eurotiales; Aspergillaceae. Gene Ontology annotation, cellular component: 90S preribosome; nucleolus. The transcript is spliced from 2 exons. Bases 1 to 1803 code for a protein of 600 amino acids. The record is from RefSeq and is a predicted model, not a curated record. Gene Ontology annotation, biological process: endonucleolytic cleavage in ITS1 to separate SSU-rRNA from 5.8S rRNA and LSU-rRNA from tricistronic rRNA transcript (SSU-rRNA, 5.8S rRNA, LSU-rRNA).